This is a messenger RNA of Bombus pascuorum, 5525 nucleotides long. RefSeq names its product spastin (gene spas). Lineage: Eukaryota; Metazoa; Arthropoda; Insecta; Hymenoptera; Apidae. Gene Ontology annotation, cellular component: microtubule cytoskeleton. The transcript is spliced from 7 exons. Gene Ontology annotation, molecular function: ATP binding; microtubule severing ATPase activity; ATP hydrolysis activity. The record is from RefSeq and is a predicted model, not a curated record. The coding region runs from base 537 to 2675 and encodes 712 amino acids.
UAAAGUAAUCUAUCUCGUGUGGAAUGUAGAACACAUACUAAACGAAGUAAAUACAGAGGUGCAUGUAUGUAAUACAAGAUUCUCUAUGUAUAUAUUUUUGUAUACACGAUUUUGUAAAACAACGUUUGUUGAUGUUUGUAAAUCCAUAUUACACGUUGAUGUUCCGAGUUAAACGUGAAUCAAAACAAGCGAUGCUGAAGAAGAUCGCGGACCAUUCUAUUUCGUUCAUGAUUUACCAAUCUCAAACACCACGGAAUUCCGAAUCUUGUCGUUCUUUUCUUUUAUCUCGUUCGCCAAAUCGCCAGUGAAAACAAUCGUCGUCUUCAAUCUGCAACUGUUUCUAGGAAGAUUAAGUUGUUGAGCUUCCGAAAUGUUUUUUAAGAAGAUGAUCUAAGACAACUUGAAAAUCAUUUUUCAUUUUCAACAUUUACGCUACAUUGGGAAUGUCAGAAUGUUUAACUCAACCUGUAUUUGGCGAUAAUAAGUGUGUAUUUUGUAGCAUACGAAUAUACGAAUUCAAAAAUUUGCGAUAGGAAAUGUCUUACAGUGAUGGCGGGCGUCCAAUUCGGAAGUACGGCACAAAGUCGCCGAAAAAGUUAUGCGUGACGAAGAAUGAGAAUAGUGAUAAAACAACAACAACCAUUAACUGCAAUAAUCAUCACCAUAAUCAUUACCAUCAUAAUCAUCGCUUUCUCGACACCCCUCAGCCGUCAGUACACAAACGUAAUCUCUAUAUUGUUUCUUUUCCUUUGAUACUGCUGUUCAAUGUUCUGAGGACACUUCUUUAUCAGUUAUUUGUGGUAUUUAAGUACUUAUAUACAUCUACAUCUCAGCUGAUUCAACGAAGACAAGCUUGCAAGCAGACCUGCCAGCUAGAGAUCGUAGUUGGUCAAAAAUCUAGUGAAAAUUUAAAUAAUAAUUUAAAUAAUACUGGGCAAACUGAAAACGAGGGAAUGUCGCAAGUGCCUAGAAGGCAGGUUGGUCCUGGCCCUGGAGACCCAUUACUUGCAAAACAAAAACAUCAUCAUCGUAGAGCUUUUGAAUUUAUUAGCAAAGCACUUAAGAUUGACGAAGAUAAUGAAGGCCAGAAAGAAAUGGCAAUUGAACUUUAUAAGAAGGGAAUUGGAGAAUUAGAAAAAGGAAUAGCUAUAGAAUGUAAUGGUGGUCGAGGAGAAGUAUGGGAACAUGCACAAAGACUUCAUGAUAAAAUGCGCACUAAUUUGGCAAUGGCGAAGGAUAGACUUGAUUUUCUUGUGAGUGUGUGUGAGCUGAAAAAACUGGAUAUCUGCAAUGAAUAUCGUGCUCCUGGAAAUAAAAUGGACAACGAACAUCCAGGAAAGAAUCUGAGGGUCCGACGCAAUAUACACACAUUACAAACAACUCGAUCUUCUUUAAAUACAAAUCAUACUAAAAACACAAACAGUACACAAACAGUGAACAUAGGGCAGAAUACAUGUACCCAAAUUCCCAAGUUAAGGCCACGUUCACCAAAAAACUAUUCUGCCCACUCUGAAGCAUCUGGAAGAAAAUUAUCUGUUCCUGGAAAAAGAGUGGGGACAGUUAUAAGCAAAAGUCAAACAUUACCACGCAGCAUGGGACGCUCAACACCAGUACAAUCUUGUCAUAGAGUUACACCUAUUAAACCGUCAUCUACGCCACCUUCUGUAAAAAGACAAUUAUCAGUACCUGGAAAUGGUUCACCCGUUAGGAGACCAGGAACACCAACUACAUCAAAUAGUAAUAGAGGAACACCUACAAGAAAAGUACCUCUUUUAAAAGGUGUAGAUCCAAAACUUGCACAAGUAAUUUUAGAUGAGAUUUUAGAAGGAGGUGCAGCAGUACAUUGGGAGGACAUUGCUGGUCAAGAAACUGCAAAGCAAGCAUUACAAGAGAUUGUUAUCUUGCCUUCAUUAAGACCAGAAUUAUUUACUGGUUUACGAACACCGGCAAGAGGAUUAUUAUUAUUUGGUCCACCAGGAAAUGGAAAGACAUUGCUUGCACGUGCUGUGGCUACCCAGUGCAAUGCUACAUUUUUUUCAAUAUCUGCUGCUAGUCUUACAUCGAAAUAUGUUGGAGAAGGAGAAAAGCUAGUACGAGCUCUUUUUGCUAUAGCGCGAGAAUUACAGCCAUCUGUGAUCUUUGUUGACGAAGUGGAUUCGUUGUUAAGCGAACGUAGAGAUAAUGAACAUGAAGCUUCACGGCGAUUGAAGACGGAAUUUUUAGUUGAAUUUGAUGGUUUGCCAUGUAAUCCAGAAGAAAGGGUAUUAGUUAUGGCUGCUACAAAUAGACCUCAAGAAUUGGAUGAAGCUGCAUUAAGGAGAUUCACAAAGCGAGUAUAUGUUACGUUGCCAGAUUUACGAACAAGAAUUAUGUUACUGAAGCGACUUUUAGCUAAACAUAAUGAUCCGUUAACACCAGAAGAGUUAAAUGAGAUGGCAGUUUUAACCCAGGGCUAUUCUGGAAGCGAUUUAACGGGUUUAGCAAAGGAUGCAGCACUUGGCCCUAUUAGAGAACUUAAUCCAGAUCAAGUAAAGGAAUUGGACCUUAAUUCCGUACGCAAUAUUACAAUGCAAGAUUUUCGUGAUUCGCUUAAAAGAAUUCGUAGAUCAGUGUCACCUGCAAGUUUAGCAGCUUAUGAAAAGUGGAGCUUCGAAUAUGGUGACGUAAGUCUAUGAUUUUUAAGAAUUAGUUGAUGCACAAGGCUGGAAAAUAAGUUACACUAAAAUAUCGGCACAUUCCAAAGAAAAAAAGAAGAAAGGAACUAAUGACGGAAAAUACAACAAAAAUGAUUUUCUGCGAUAUUAAUUAUUACAGAGUGUAAAUAUAUCAGCUUUUACAUUUUCUAAGCUAAUUUAUAAAUGACAUCUAUAUAUAAAAAGAAAAUGUUAUGAUAUUGCAAAAGGCACUCUUGCUAAGUACUGUUUUUUAAAUCAUAUUACAGCAGUAACACUGUAAUAUUACUAGCUUUAUAUUACAUAUAUGAUACAUUCUAUACUCCAUCCAGCAAUCAGGUAUUAUAGAUUUAAGUUUAAGUUGAUAUUACUUCAUACUUAUAUUACUACACUCCAAAGAUGUUGAUAUUAGAAUUCCAAUGUUUGUAGUUAUACUGUCUAUGUAGAUUUUGGUAACUUUUUAUUUCAUAUUUUGGUAAAUCAUGAACAUUAAUUUAUUAUUAUUUACUUUCUUGUUAUACGGUUAUGCGCUAAUAAGUUUAGUAUAAAUUAUUCUAAUAAUGCAAAGAAGAAUAUAAUUCUACAAUUAGCAAUUACAAUAUGCACUUUAUAAUAAAAAGAGUAAUGUAAAUACUUAAUUACCAUUCAAGCACAAUUGAUUUGAAUAAUGUUAGUAGGAAGACUGUAUUUGCAUAUAAAACAGCUCACGUCCAAUCAGAUAAUAAAACAAUUACUGUAAUUGGGUGUAAAGGAUUAACUAUUGCUAUAAUUAUGUUAUCAAAUAAGCAUAAAAAUGAAUAAAUAUCUUGGUUUUACAUAAGCGCGUGCUAAAAGUAAAGUAUGCAGAUAAAAUCAUUUUAGGCACGUGAGUUUUGUAAAAAUAACAAAUUGCAUAUUGUAUAACAUAUUGGGGGAAAAUAUUAUUCAUGUUAUGUUUGGUAACAUUUCAGAUAUUCGUUUGAUAAUUGUUAAAAUGAAAUUAUAUAAUUAAGAUCUCUUAACAGGGGGUAUUAUGCUUAUCAAAAUAUAUAUAAAUUCUUGAUUUGAUGAGAUUUCUAUGAGACAACGAACUGGAAUUAUAUAUUUGAACUUCGUGAAAUUGAAAAUAUUUAUUAUUUAUAGGUAAAUAUUAUCAGUAAAAAAUUAAUGUUAUGAUAAAGGUAUGCUACAAAAGGAAGUUGCAUAUAUAAAAGUUUUUGAUAUUCAUCUACUGCUUCAAAUGCUCAACUAAAAGGUGAUUGUGCUUGUACGAUAUAAUCACUGAUUUAAAAACACAUUUAUUGCAAAACCAUAAUACUAAGCUUCGAUAUUAGUCUGAUAUUGUUUCAAUUUGAAAUUAGUUAAUAAGAACUUCCUAAUUUUACUCGACGUACAUGUAUUUGCUUAUAAGAGAAGCGUGGAGUGGUUAUUUCUUCACGUUGUAACUCGUUACAAUCCUUGCUUUUCAAUAACAAUAAUGCAACGAGUUCGAAGCUUCUCUUGUGUGAUCACUAGUUAAUACUGACCCAUGUAGUAUAGUAUAAUCUAUGCAUAGCAUAUUACGUAAAAUGAUGUUAAAAAUUUCUUUUUAAUUUUUGUCAUGUAAUAAAACAAGGAUUGCCCGUUUCACUUGUUACAAUUUUUAAUAUCAGUUACGACUGAUGCACUGAUAGAAAAAUGGUAAUAGUUGUACAAAGUAUAAAUUUGCACUUGCGCAAAGUUGCGCACCUCUUUAUUAUUGAAUAUACGAACAUAACUAAAGUUACAUAUAAUGUCAAAGUUCAAUCUCAGCAUUAUAUCAAUAUAGAUGUAUUAAGUUCAAUAUGUAUUGCUGAAUGCUGUAUGAAAUGAAUUUUGAUUGAAAAAAUUAUGAACUUGAUGUUAAGUCAAUGUUAAAACCAUUUAUGUUGCAAAAGUAUAAUGUGAACUGUAUUGAAGUUUUGGUUAUAUGUAAAGUUUUUCGGCGUUAAAUAAUUUAUGGUAAGCAUAAGUAAAAUAUUUUUGCCCGAAUUUUAUCGAUGAUCUUGCACAACAGACUGUUAUCAAUAUGGGUAUAUCUCUAUUUACAACCCUGGCCUUCCAUGUUAAAAACACGCUCAGCCUCAAUUAAGUUAUUUUGCUACUUUUAUAAAAACUUGUAAUAGGAAAUUUCUUAAGAAUAUAAGCAAAUAAUAAUGCUAAUAUUAAUUAUUGCUGCGUAAAUUAAAAGUAAUCAAAUGUGAAUUAAUUGUAAGAAAUGUCUGUGCAUGACUGCACGAAUUAUGUUUCCUUAAUUGUAAGUUUCAACCCUCUUUUUCUCGAUAUUACGAAAGGAUAAAAGUUAUUUUGAUAACCGUAUAAAAUUGAUUUUAAGAUAUUUCAAUCCACUUUUAAUAUGCACUAAUAUGCAAUUUUACUAAAAUGAUAAUGAUGUUUGCAAAAUAAGUAGUAACUGAUUUGAUAAAACGUAACAUAAAACUUACAAAACUUAUUUUUAUUUCGUGAAUGAUGUUUUUCAUAGAUCUUUCAAUUAUACUUUAAUUAAAUGCCAAAUCUAUAUUUCUCAACAAUAUCAUAAAUUACGUAAAAAAAUAUGUAGAACAAGGUAGACAGAUUAUAAUUGUAGAUUGCAAAUUAAAAUUUUCGUUGAGCAACUCCUUCUUUUAAUAUAUUAUAUCCUAGUUCGCUUGAUGAAACAAUUAACAAAUACAUAUUUAAUUAUCAUCUAUAUACUCAGUGACAUCAUGCAAUUAAAUAGUAAUUUUCGAAUGUAACUGAAUAGUAUAGCGUCACUUAUUGUACAAAAAUACAAGAUAUCCUACUUAGUAUUUUGCCGCCGUAUGAUCGAGAUCGAGGAACGCAUGUAUUGUGUAAUAAAGUGUACAGUACAAAUUA